Molecule: messenger RNA, 2980 nt
Organism: Dimorphilus gyrociliatus
Lineage: Eukaryota; Metazoa; Annelida; Polychaeta; Dinophilidae
Source: the annotation of a GenBank genome assembly
AGUCUGUGCAGACACUCAGUGAAAGAUGAGUGAGGGAUGAGGUGCAGCGAAUACGUUCCAGGAGCCUCGGCGCUCAAGAAAACUUCGAAAAGUCCAUCUAAGAGUCCAUCUAAGCAUCAGCCACCCCUAGUUACUCCGGAUGAACAUAUUCAACGUGUAAAACUACAUCUUCGCCGAUUUCUUACAUCCAGACGGACGCUAUCGCUACGCGAUGACGACGAGCCAGCAGUGAAGAAAGGAAAGUUUGACGAAGAGAAAGAAAUCGAGCAUUCUUUCGACGAAACCACAGAAUUUAACAACCGUUCAGAUUUUGAAAGAACGGAGGAGAACCAAACAAAUACUUCUUCAUCAUCUCCUUAUCCGUUUACGACUAUUAACGGUGGUAGUGCCGGAAGUGAUUUUAGUCCCAAGUCGAGCCCAUUUAGUCCACUGUCUUCUCCAACGCCCGUCGCUGAUUUCACGGACGACGACGACUGUCUAUUACCCGCAACUCCUCCGGAGUUAAAGGAAGGUCUAGACUCAGAUACUAUUACGUUCAUCCAUAGAAUCUACUGCAGAGAGUGUAGAAUGGAAGAGCAAAAACGUUGCGGAGAGGACGAAGCGUCACCAUCGUCACCUUGCGUUCAAGUCGAGCACAUGUCGAAUGAUUUAGAAAAGAAUCGAGACGUACUGGAAAGGCGAUUAAACCAGAGACGAUCUAUCAGUGAAUCAAUUGGCCAAGCUUUAUCGACUCCACCUCAUUACGCCACCCAACAAAAACAACUGCAACUUUCCAAGACGAGCGAUCUUCUAAAGCAGAAAAUCGAGCAGAGGCCGGACAGGAAGUCGCUAGUUGACCAGAACAUUCUUGAUGACUGCAAUAUAGAUCCAUCGUUGUACGAUAGACAGAGGCAAUUAAAGAAAGCCAGACUACAAGACGAUUUAUCAGAGCAUUUAAAAAAUAGACCUGGUCCGUUAGACUUAGUGAGGGACAACAUUCUACCAGCAGAUCAAGAUUUACAAGAGGCUUUACUGAAUGAUGAUAGUCAAUCGGCGGAUGAUGAGCAGUGGUUAACAGAUGAUUUAGAAGUGGAUGAUCUAAAUAUUACAUCAUUGAUUGAUAGACUACAAGAAGGUUUUCUUGAUGGAGCGAACACUUCAUCGAACACGUUCAACUUAGUUAAUUGCUCUCAAGCGACUUCGCCAGCUUCCAGUACUUGCAGUACAGCUAGUAGCACGGCUGGAGCAAACAUUUGCAGCUUUCGAAGAUCACGAGAUAAGAUACGACAGCAAAAGUUUACACAGCGAAACAAAAUUAUAAAAUUCCAUGAGUAUAAGGGGCCGCCAAAUCGUAAGAAGAGUCCGAUAAGGCAAUCUCAACCAUCUCCACCAGUCGUUGUAGACGACGAGCCGCCUCCAGACACAAACUAUGGAGCUAUUCUUAAACAGCAGCAAAUGUACUUAGAUUGGGAGCAAAAUUCUACUCAAAUAAAACCUCCAACUCCUGUAACGCCUCCCCCAAAUCCGAAACCAGUGAAAACGAGCCCGAAGACGCCGAUCAAAGCUUUAGAUGACCUUCGGGUCAAUGAUCUGAAGAGUGAGUGUCGUAAGCGUAGCCUACCGGUAUCGGGUCCCAAACCACAUCUGUUGGAAAGAUUAAAGCAAUUUGCUGAAGAAAUUGUCACAAAUUAUAAUGCUGCUUUAAAGUCGACCCCUGAGACCCCUACAAAGGAGGAGGCGGAUGUUACCUCUCCACCGCAGUUGUCGCCGCCUAAUUCUGUAGACGUAAACGAUAACCCGAACAAAGAUGAAUUGCUUCGUCAACAACAACAGGAGAUUGAACAAUUAAAAAAGGCGCUGGCAAUGUCUGAAGCAAAACUGCAACAGAAAGAAGGCCAAGGGAAACCUACUCCCCAGCCUAUUCGUCCAGCUCCGCCGCCCAAAUCAUCAUCGGCGCCUCUAAUCGCCCAAAUUCGCGUUUUACCGACCAACAAUGGCUCAAAUUCCGCUCACCCACCUUCUCAGAACAUUAAAAUGGUUAUCGCUCAUGCUCUACAGCAGGCACUAGGUCAAGGAAUGAGUUUGGGUACUGGAUCGAAGGUUGUCCAUCUGAGAACAACCCCCAGCGGCCAAUAUCAAGUGAUCGUAUCAAAUCAUACAAUUGAUAGCGCAAAAAGUUCGACGAAAUCGGAAACGCCGACUACCAAAAUGCCUCCCAAUUACGAACAAGUUGUCAGGGGCCGAAGCGAAGAGGUUAUGCAAUUCGUUAACCCGAUUAUGGACCAAUUAAGCAAUAAACAAGUCGAAGUUCAAAUUGAUGAUGGAACCACGACCGAAAAGCAGUUCAAGGAUGUUCUAGAUGUAUUGCUAUCGGACGAGGCGGAACGUAUUAACGGCGCACUGGAAUGGAAUGAUGAUUUGAUGCAGCUGCCAGUGCCGACUGAUACAACAUUGGCAUCAAAUCUAGCCCCUACACCACCCAGUGUUUCAUGCUCGUCCAAUGAGCUCGACGACUGGCUGGAAAGUAUUGUCGGGACUCCUUCCGAACCGUCUUCCGUUUUACCGUCAUCCAUCGAUUUCCUCUUCAACGACCUUCAACCCACGCUUGACCCGUUAUUGGACACUUGAUUGGACCACUCUCCUAUUUUCAUUCCGGCGCGAUGGGAACGACCAGUUAUAGACAUUCCCCUGCACCAUUCCAGCGCCGCCCUCUUCUUCUCCUUUUCUUCUAAGAAGUAUGAAAAAGCAAGCGUGCAGUGCCUUUUCUUCCUUGCAGCACACAGUAAAUAGUUGCCGUUAUAGUUCCAGGUAGUUAGACCUCGUAUUUAUUAUAAUUUAAUUUAUUCGUAGCGUCUAAUUAUUUCAAUACGCCCCUUUAGAAUUAGGUUGCGUAUACAUUAUAUGCAGAAUGUUUCUUUUUUUUUUCUUGCUCUACAUAAAAACCACAUACAAGCAUAAAUUCAUUCAAGUAUAUAUAUAAUAUAUAUAUAUAUAUAUAUAU